GUUCCUGACCCCCGCCGCCCCGCGCAUCGCGCAACCACUCCUUCCCGGUAGACUCGCGCCUACCGGAGUGUAUCUUGCCGAUUGUCGCGAACGAUGGGACAGUACGAUCCCGACAAAUGGCUCGCGCAGUUAAUGGAAUGCCAACACCUCUCCGAACCCGACAUGAAGCUGCUAUGUGAUCGCGUGCGCUCGAUCCUGAUCGAAGAAUCGAACAUUCAGCCCGUCUCAAGCCCGGUGACCAUAUGCGGCGACAUACACGGGCAGUUCUGGGACCUGCUGGAGUUGCUACGGAAGGGUGGUAUGGUGCCGGAGACGAGCUACAUCUUCAUGGGUGACUUCGUAGAUCGAGGACAUUACAGUCUAGAGACGGUUUCAUUGCUACUGGUGUUGAAGGCAAGAUACCCCGACAAGGUGACUCUGCUGCGAGGGAACCACGAAUCGCGGCAGAUAACACAAGUAUACGGAUUCUACGACGAAUGCCAGCAGAAGUAUGGUUCGGCAACAGUAUGGAAAGCCUGCUGCAACGUCUUCGACUACCUUAACCUUGCUGCGAUCAUAGACGGCGAAACGUUGUGUGUACAUGGCGGCCUCUCACCAGACAUCCGGACGCUCGACCAAAUACGCGUCUUAAGUCGGGCGCAAGAAAUUCCGCACGAGGGCGCUUUCUGUGACCUCAUGUGGAGUGAUCCGGAUGACGUCGAGACAUGGGCGGUAAGCCCACGAGGAGCAGGAUGGCUAUUCGGCGCGUCCGUGACAAGAGAGUUCAACCACGUCAACUCUCUGUCGCUCAUCGCAAGGGCCCAUCAACUCGUCCAAGAAGGUUACAAGUACAUGUUCGACGACGCGCUCGUCACCGUCUGGUCCGCGCCGAACUAUUGCUACCGCUGCGGCAACAUGGCGAGCAUACUGACCCUUCAUGGAGACGGCAAUGGCGGAGAGGGGGAGGGAGGAAGGGAGUUCAAGGUAUUUGGCCCAGCGGAAGAGAACGAGAGAGACGUAGGUAAGAUGCCGGGGAGGAAGAUGGGGAACAUGCCUUACUUCGUGUAAGAGUGGUAUGGGCCCUGCCCGCCCUCCACGUUCUUUCAUGUUUUUUUCUGCACUACUAUACUACAGCACUCGGAUGAUCCUGUAUUAUUGCCACAUAUACUUUCUUUACCAACC
This is a messenger RNA of Punctularia strigosozonata HHB-11173 SS5, 1161 nucleotides long. Its product is annotated as Metallo-dependent phosphatase. The record is from RefSeq and is a predicted model, not a curated record. Gene Ontology annotation, biological process: G1/S transition of mitotic cell cycle; peptidyl-serine dephosphorylation. The coding region runs from base 94 to 1047 and encodes 317 amino acids. Lineage: Eukaryota; Fungi; Basidiomycota; Agaricomycetes; Corticiales; Punctulariaceae. Gene Ontology annotation, cellular component: cytoplasm. Gene Ontology annotation, molecular function: protein serine/threonine phosphatase activity. The transcript has 7 exons.